AUGAUGUUCUCCGGUUCUGAAGAUCUUCGGUCGCUCUCUGACGAGUCUGUCCACUCCCGCGUCGAUGUCCCUGUCGAGCAACAGGCCUCUGUACACAGCGACGACCUGUCCGCUUCUGAGUCCAGUGAGAUUCAGAGUGAGCCGACCGCUUCUCAGACCCUUCCUGCCGUGAACGAUGUCGCUGCCCAGGAGCCCGACAAGCCCGAUGAAGAACCUGUCGCUCCUGACGCAGCCAUGGUAGGUGCCGAGCUCGAUGAUUGGCAACGCGCUGCUCAAUACGAGGCCAUGAUUCAAGCCGCUCGUGUUCUUCCUGCUAUCGACGAUGCUCCGGCCAAUGCUUGGGGCCAGUCGAGUUCGGAAUGGUGCUAA
Molecule: messenger RNA, 369 nt
Organism: Verticillium alfalfae VaMs.102
Lineage: Eukaryota; Fungi; Ascomycota; Sordariomycetes; Glomerellales; Plectosphaerellaceae
Exons: 2
Coding region: 1-369 (122 amino acids)
Source: RefSeq, a predicted model, not a curated record